This is a messenger RNA of Purpureocillium takamizusanense, 1701 nucleotides long. It is a transcript of the gene VPS24, whose product is annotated as Vacuolar protein-sorting-associated protein 24. The transcript is spliced from 2 exons. Gene Ontology annotation, biological process: endosome transport via multivesicular body sorting pathway; late endosome to vacuole transport; protein transport. The record is from RefSeq and is a predicted model, not a curated record. NCBI's taxonomy places the organism in Eukaryota, Fungi, Ascomycota, Sordariomycetes, Hypocreales, Ophiocordycipitaceae. Gene Ontology annotation, cellular component: ESCRT III complex; multivesicular body. Bases 794 to 1486 code for a protein of 230 amino acids.
UCAAUGUGUCGGUCAAUCACGGGCAGUGCCCGACUCUCUGCCGCCUUGUCGAUGUACUUUGUACAGUUAAGUCGUCAUCACCUUCGGAUGGAACUCCGCCACAACACGUCCUAUGGUGGACCAAAGCUUGAAACAUUCGAGUAUCUCGGGUCAGGUCCAACACUUGCAAAGACAUUCAAAUUCAGAUCUUGAGGCACCGAGGCUGCUCACUACGGAGCAACUCGCUGGCUGCCUUGCUUUGCUCACGUUGUAUACUAGGUAGUUACUAAGCUUCCGUCUAUAUCAGGUGCACGCCUCAUACGCCGUCGGAUCCCGUCAGAGGGGACUCACGCCAAGCUAUGUUGCUUGAUUGAUUCAUUUUCGCCCUGCCAAAGUUCUCCCUUUGUGCCGCGACUUGUGCCUUGGACGUAGCCAGUGCCUCGCAGGCGAAGUGCUCGUCGGGGUGGCAGCCAGCCAGCCUGGUGGGGCCCUAACUAACGCCCAGCCCUCUGUGGCCCGCCGACAGCCUUCUCAGCCUCUCAGGAACCCGAACGUCACUGCAACAUCCAUCCGCACCCCGCCUCACCCGUGACGACGACCGCAGCGACAUCAGCACUGCUUGCUGCUGCUGCUGCUGCGACACCACGCUCAACCAAGCCCCGGCCGAGUCUUUGAGCCGGCUCCAUCGACCUGCUCGCUCAUCGCUCACCCGCCUCGACCGGCCGCGGUCCGUCGCAUCCUUCUCCCCUCCCUCCCCGCGCGAGACGACGGCGCCCCGGCGUCGGCGCCUCCCCCCGAUUCCGCGCCAGCAGCCAUGGAGACGUUCAAGUCGCUCUUCAGCAAGCCGGACCCCCAGGCGCAGGUCCGAAAGUGCAACGCCCUCCUCCGAUCCAACAUCCGCAAGCUCGACCGUGACAUCUCGACAGUAAAGCAGGUCGAGAUCAAGACCAAGAACCUCAUCGUCCAGGCCGACCGGCGCGCCCAGCGCGACCCCACGCGCCAGAAGCAGGCCCAGAAGGAGGUGCGCGACUUCGCCCGCGAGCUGGUCCGCGCCCGCCGCACCUCGGCCCGCCUCGUUACCUCCAAGGCCCAGCUCAACUCGGUCCAGAUGCAGGUCAACGAGGCCUUUGCCGUCCGCAAGAUCGAGGGCUCCAUCAAGGCCAGCGUCGGCAUCAUGAAGGACGUCAACACCCUCAUCCGCCUGCCCGAGCUGUCGGGCACUAUGCGCGAGCUGAGCGUCGAGCUCAUGAAGGCCGGCAUCAUCGAGGAGAUGGUCGAGGACGCCCUGCCUGAGGACCCGGACAUGUUCAUGGAAGACGACGAGGCCGAGGGCGAGGUCGACAAGGUCCUGGGCGAGAUCCUCAAGGACCGCAAGGAGCCUGCCCUGCCCGCCGCCCCGCUGCCCGAGCCGCAGCAGCCCGUGCAAGAGGAGGAGGAGGAGGAGGAGGAGGACGCCGAGGUCAUGAUGGACCAGAUGCGGAACCGCCUAGACGCCCUGCGGAGCUAGCGCACGAGGACAUCUUGGUGUCUUCUUCUGCCAGCUUCGUGCCUCAUCAUUUCGUGCUAUCUUGGCAAUGGCGUUGGGGCGUCCCCGGGGGGUCGCGUGUUGAAACUUUUCCGCUGGACAUGCUAACUGAGUGUAUACGGGUCUGAAUUUAGACUUGAAAUCAAUAUCGUUUUGCAGGGAGCGGUCGACAAAUCUAUCGGCCUCUAGCUACUGGC